GUCCUUCCUACAAUCACUCUUAGGCCACGAAAUUUGAAAUGGGAGAAUUCCAACCCAUGUUUUGCCUUUAUAUAUCUUGUAGAUUUAACACUUAGAUAAAAAAGCCAGGCUUACGAAAGUCAAUGUCGUGAUGCACCAUCUGGGUUACAUAAAUUUGAGUAGUUGUAAAUAACACGAUGAUGAUCCAGUGAAGGAGUGGAGUAGAAUGAAUCAUCCUCAAAAUGGUUGAGUCUAGAAGCUCACGUACUUGAACAGAUUUUUUGGGCAGAGCAUAUGGCUGCUGUGGCGCCAGAGCAGUCCGCCACUUGUUAGACGCACACACAAACCAUGGUAUCCUGCUUCUCUGUAUUUAACUACUUAAUUAAUAUAUAAGUAGAGUUGGAGCGCGAUCAUAUUCAUAGAUAGUAUCCUGCUUUACCCUUCUUCUAUCAUCUCCUCUCAUGCAAAGCAAAGGGUAGUCGAGAGUGGGCUUGUGUUUCCACUAAUUACUCUUCUGCCUACUAAUCCUUACCUCGAUCAUCAAUCGUCAAAGGGUGUGGAGUUGUUGGGUGUUUUCUUUUUCCUCUUCGGUGGGUGGGUCUUUGGAGAAACCGUCCGUUGGACAUUUAUGACACCUGGCUGGGCGGGCUGCUCCCUUGUCAUCUCAUCAUCACUCUCUCUUUCGCUUUCUCUCUCCUCCAACAGCCAGAAUAGAAACCAAAACUACUAAUUUGCUUUCUUCCUAAUUGGAGUCAGCUUUCACAUGCAUUUCCAUUCCCCGGCCCUGCAUCUGUGCUCAUUUAUAAGCGUGCGAUUGAUGAUGAUGAUGAGUUGGUGGUGGGUGAAAGGAGCUGGUUACGUGGCGGCGGUGGCAGUCUCAGGCGGAAGCGUAGCACUGAUUUCUCGUCAACUCCACCACCGUCUCGUCAACGAUUUCAUGUCUCAGCUCCAAUUCCAUCUGCUCCCUUCCCCUUCCCCUCCCCCUCCCAGACCCAAACCCAAGACGGGCAAACGGGUGCGUUUUGCCGAUGACGUGGUGGCAAGAGAUGAGCUCAAGCAGAACGCUGCCGCCGCCGCUGGGGGCAGGUCGGCGGAAGCCUGGUCAACUGGCAAUGUCUCUGCAGCGGUCACGAUGAAACCAUUUUAAACUUCAACUUUUGGUAACUUUAUUUCCAGUUGUGGAGAGUAGUUGUUGUGCAGUUGUGGUAGACGAUUAACUACUGUGAUUCGAAAAUUAUAUUUAUAUUGUUUUCAUGUAAUUAAUCAAUUAAUUGCAAGGUUUAUUUUGUUUUUGCUUGUGCCUUGUGGUGUGGUGUGGUGUAGUAGAAUUUGUUUACCAAAACGGACCGAACAACUUUCCAUAUGUGGAAAGAUUUGAGUGGUAGCGCUACAAGAAGAGCUGGGCUUUUCUAUCUGUAGUGGAACGACGUCACUUUAACCGUGUGUGCUGCGUGUCAGCAUAUCCGGUGUCUCCCCGGCUACCAGUUUUUGAUGAGUUAUUCAAAGUUCUAACUGCCGGUGAAGGGGAAAAAAGAUAAAUAUAAAGAGUCCAA
Linum trigynum is the source of this 1532-nucleotide messenger RNA. The record is from the annotation of a GenBank genome assembly. NCBI's taxonomy places the organism in Eukaryota, Viridiplantae, Streptophyta, Magnoliopsida, Malpighiales, Linaceae.